AUGGGUCCAGUUCAACCCCCCCAGCAAAAAGGUCGUAUGCACCAGUAUGCUCGCGGUCAACUAGAGCAAUUGCAGACUAAGUUCGACGAACUUGAACAAACAGGGGUGUUUCAACGUCCAGAGGACCUAAACGUUGUUGCAGAAUACCUGAACCCUUCCUUCCUCGUCAAAAAAAAGAGUGGUGGCUUUCGCCUGGUUACCGCCUUCUCCGAUGUUGGCAGAUACAGUAAACCCCAACCCUCGCUAAUGCCCGACGUCGAUUCCACUCUCCGCAAGAUUGCCUGCUGGCGCUAUAUAAUCGUUUCUGAUCUGUCUCAGUCGUUUUAUCAGAUACCUCUUGCCAAAAGCUCCCUCAAGUACUGCGGUGUAGCUACACCCUUCAAAGGCGUCCGCAUUUAUACCAGAUGUGCCAUGGGAAUGCCUGGCUCGGAAACAGCAUUAGAAGAGCUGAUGUGCCGCGUCCUCGGUGACCUCCUCCAAAAUGGAUGUGUCGCCAAAAUCGCUGAUGACCUCUACUGCGGUGGCAACACCCCUACAGAGCUCCUAUCCAACUGGAGAAAAGUCCUGACAGCCCUAGAUAAAUGUGAUCUCCGUCUCGCAACCAAGAAAACCAUAAUUUCUCCUGUUUCAACUACCAUCCUUGGCUGGAUAUGGUCUCACGGCUCAAUUCGUGCCUCUCCCCAUCAUAUAGCAGCCCUCUCUUCCUGCACCCCUCCAAAAACAGUCCGAGAUCUUCGCGCUUUCAUUGGACCCUACAAAAUGCUCAGCCGUGUUAUUGAAGGUUCAGCUUCCAUCCUCGCCCCCUCGAGAGUAUUACCGCCGACAACCAAUCAAGCAGCCCUGUGGUUUGGUCUGAGUCCCUUACAACCUCCUUCUACCACGCUCAAGAAGCACUUUCAUCCAACAAGUCCAUUGUGAUCCCAAAACCUGAAGACCUACUUUGGAUUGUUACUGACGGCUCUGUGAAGAUGAAUGCUCUCGGUGCCACACUCUAUGCCCUCGUGACAACAAAUUACUUCUUGCUGGUUUCUUCAGCGCAAAGACCAGAAAACAUCAAGUUACUUGGCUCCCCUGCGAAGUUGAAGCACUGUCCAUCGCGUCUGCCAUCAAACAUUUUGCUCCUUAUAUCAUCCAGUCCAAGUUCCAAACCUGUGUGCUGACCGACAGCAAACCCUGCGUCCAGUCUUUCGAGAAACUGUGCCGUGGCCAGUUCUCCGCCAGCCCACGUGUUACCACCUUCCUUUCCACCGCCAGCCGAUACCAGAUAUCUCUCCGUCACCUUUCUGGCUCUGCCAACCUGCCAUCCGACUUCGCAAGCCGCAACGCACCACCCUGUGAUGACCCUCGUUGUCAGAUUUGUUCCUUCAUCUCUAAAGCUGAAGACUCUGUGGUCCGCCCAAUUUCCGUCCAUGACGUCCUCUCUGGCGCUGUUACUCUUCCCUUCACCACUCGUUCUGCAUGGUUACAAACCCAACAAGAAUGUCCCGACCUACGCCGUGCCCACUCUCAUCUCAAGCAGGGUACCCGUCCAUCCAAGAAGUCCACCAAUAUUAAGGAUGUCAAGCGCUAUCUCAAUGUUGCCUCUCUGUCUAGAGACGGUCUAGUGGUCGUUAGAAAAGAAGAGCCCUUUUCUCCCUCCCGCGAAUGUAUCAUCGUCCCACGCCCUGUCAUAGACGGCCUGCUUACGGCACUCCACGUCAAACUUAACCACCCUUCUCGACACCAGCUCAAACAAGUCGUUCUUCGCUAUUUCUACGCAUUGGACCUUGAUAAAGCCCUAGACCGGUGCUCACAGUCAUGCCACAUUUGUGCCUCACUUCAGAAGAUUCCCAACUGUUUGAUUGAACAGUCCACAUCGGACCCUCCUGAUGCAGUUGGCCUUUCAUUCGCGGCCGAUGUAAUGAAGAGAAACAAACAGCUCAUCCUGGUCGUUCGCGAGACAACUACUUCGUUUACCACGUCCUGCAUAAUAGAAAAUGAACGCCAUGAUACUCUCCGUGCUAGCCUCAUUUUUCUCUGCCUUGAGCUACGCCCAAUAUCUGGCCCAUGCGCAGUAAUCAGAGUCGAUCCAGCUCCCGGAUUUGCUUCCCUAUCCAACGACGAGGAAUUGCGACGACAUAAAAUUACCGUUGAGAUUGGUCGCGUAAAGAACGUGAACAAGAACCCCGUGGCCGAGAAAUGCAUUGCUGAGCUCGGUGAUGAACUGUUGCGCGUCUUUCCAGAAGGUGGUGCCGUCUCCCCUGUAACACUAGCGAUUGCCACGGCAAGCCUGAAUACUCGUAUUCGUGACAGAGGUCUAUUGAUGGGUCGUGGUGUAAUGUACGCAAGUUUGCUGGUUCCCAACUCCGAUCCUCGCCAUAUCGCAUCAAGUUAUCAGAGUGCUUUCUUGUCACCAACAAUUUCACUGCUCCACCUCCAAGUCCUCGUCUCCACCAACCUCACAAGUACACUCCAGCUGCUGAACCCAAGCCUCCCUGUCCACCUCGAGUCCCGGAAAAGUUAUCCCUUCCACCCUACAACGAUGAUUGUGUUUUACCCUCAUCUCACACCACUUGUUUCCCUGGUCCUGAUUACAAACAUUCCCCGUCUAACUCUUAUAAAGCUGAUGAGCUCACUACUAGUCUUCCUAGCCCCUGCCAGUCACCCUCCACCCCCGCUGCAUCCGAAGAUUCACCUGCCCCUCGACGUUCCAGUCGCCAACGCCAUUCUCCCGUUCACCUGCAAGACUUUGUUACAUCAUUGA
Messenger RNA from Paramuricea clavata, 2743 nucleotides. The record is from the annotation of a GenBank genome assembly. NCBI's taxonomy places the organism in Eukaryota, Metazoa, Cnidaria, Anthozoa, Malacalcyonacea, Plexauridae.